AUGUCCGGUUUGAGUCCCAAUCACCCGACCACCGCUGAUCCCUCUGCCAUGGCCGAUGUCCACACUUCUACGUUCCAUUUCAACAAUCCAACACCCUCCUGCAAGCGGAAACGACCAUCAAAUAAUCUAGAGGACGAUGGUGGCUUCAUGGUUCGCAACCCCAAAAGGCGGCCCACCCCGACACAAUGUCUACCCUUCCGCUUGUCGCCUUCUUCGCGGCCACAUGUUUCAGUUGCUGGCGGUUCUUACCCUCUCUUCACUUCCAUCUACCAGCAACCUCCGACUCCGGUAGACACCUCGGAUGAAGAUGAAAGUUCCAGCCAGUCUUUCAACGGAGCAGAAGACCAGUGGCCGGUCGCCAAGAAUGACUCGAACAAGGCAAUCCAAAAUAGCACGUUGUCAGCCAAGGCUCAAUUCAGCGAUCCGAUUGAUGUCGAGAUGGAUCUGCAAAUGGCUCCUCCGGCCUCCCAGCCGAAGAUACGACGCGCUCGAUCAAACGAUAUCGUGGCUCCUGAGCGCGGAUCCGAUUUCCUUACUGCCAUGGAUACCUUUGCUCGAGAAAGAGUGCCAACACCCAUCAGCGGUCAUUUCGACAACCGCGUCAGUGAUCUCCCCAACGUUCCACGCCAUCACUUCCCACCGCUGCGCACCAAUCUCAGCCCGAUGAUUGAGCAGGAGUCGUGGAUCACUCGAGACGGUCUGCCUAGUCCUGUCGAAGACCACGAUAUGGACGCCGCGAUGGUGAUGGAAGACGAACCCAUCACUGAGGUGCAUUUUCCUACCGGAAAAUACGGAAUGGACGACAAUUCGAGCCCUACAGGACGAACGAGGUCGGCACGGCUUCAUAUGGGUUAUCUCAAUGAUUGCGAAAAGUGCAUUCAGAAAGUACCUGGCCAUUACAGUCACAUUAUAUGGACUUGA
Molecule: messenger RNA, 921 nt
Organism: Fonsecaea nubica
Lineage: Eukaryota; Fungi; Ascomycota; Eurotiomycetes; Chaetothyriales; Herpotrichiellaceae
Exons: 1
Coding region: 1-921 (306 amino acids)
Source: RefSeq, a predicted model, not a curated record